Messenger RNA from Gekko japonicus, 354 nucleotides. Its product is annotated as vesicle-associated membrane protein 2-like. Lineage: Eukaryota; Metazoa; Chordata; Lepidosauria; Squamata; Gekkonidae. Gene Ontology annotation, cellular component: plasma membrane; SNARE complex. The transcript has 4 exons. The coding region runs from base 1 to 354 and encodes 117 amino acids. Gene Ontology annotation, molecular function: SNAP receptor activity; syntaxin-1 binding. The record is from RefSeq and is a predicted model, not a curated record. Gene Ontology annotation, biological process: vesicle fusion; SNARE complex assembly; vesicle-mediated transport.
AUGGUUCAGAAAAGACAGUCAGUGCCAACUCCUUCCUUGGGUGCCAGUGGUGGUCCUGGUACCGGAGGAGCCCCUCUCCAGACCAAUGUGACUAGCAAUCGAAGGCUGCAACAGACACAAGCCCAAGUGAAUGAGGUGGUGGACAUAAUGAGGGUCAAUGUGGACAAAGUACUAGAAAGAGACCAGAAACUUUCAGAGCUUGAUAAUCGGGCAGAUGCAUUGCAAGCUGGUGCCUCACAAUUUGAAACUAGUGCGGCCAAGCUGAAGAGGAAAUAUUGGUGGAAAAACUGUAAGAUGAUGAUCAUCCUGGGCAUAGUAUGUGCGGUCAUUCUUAUCAUAAUUAUAAGUGAGUAA